UUUUAAUACACACGCUGAACACACACUCACACACACACCCACAGACACUCUGGAACUGAACCGGCCUGCAGAAAGACUCUCACCAGAGAGGACUGAGUUAAGCUUGCGUGGCUGUCCUUCCGGAUGACCUUCUGUCAAGGUAUACUGACAUCCGCCAUGGCUGCAUAUCUGGGCUUCUUCAUUUUGGCUCUCAGUGUGUUGGGACAGAAGCUCCCUUCAAGCCCGCAUGGCUGCAUGGAGGGAAGCUGUUACCCGGCAACAGGCAACCUGCUGGUUGGCCGAGCCAUGAAUCUGACCGCUACCUCCACUUGUGGUCUUCAUGGGCCAGAACACUACUGUAUAGUCAGCCACCUGCAGGAAUCAGACAAGUGUUUUGCGUGUAACUCUCAGCAUCCUUAUGACCCGUACAACCACAAAAACAGUCACCGCGUGAAGAACGUCAUCCAACUCAAGGACAGCGACGAGGACCUCACCUGGUGGCAGUCUGUCAACGGAGAGGAGGGUGUCAGUAUCAGACUGAAUCUGGAGGCAGAAUUCCACUUCACUCACCUCAUCAUGAAGUUUAAGACCUUCCGACCUGCCGCCAUGCUGAUAGAGCGUUCGGCUGAUUUCGGUCGCUCCUGGAGACCAUACCGUUAUUUUGCCUACAACUGCUCCAAGACGUUCCCCAGAGUGCCCUCCCACGCCCUCCACCAUAUCAAUGAUAUCAUCUGCGAGGAGAGAUACUCUGACAUCGAGCCCUCCACGGAAGGAGAGGUUAUUUAUAAAGUGCUCGACCCUGCCAUACAUGUGAAAGACCCAUACAGUCUGGAGAUUCAAGAGCUGUUGCGGAUCACCAACCUGCGGAUCAACUUCACCAAGCUGCACACCCUGGGAGAUAACCUGCUGGACCGGCGCUCUGACGUUCUGCAGAAGUACUACUACUCCCUGUAUGAGCUGGUGGUGAGGGGCAGCUGCUUCUGCUACGGACACGCCUCCGAGUGUGCCCCCGUACCAGGGGUGGACGCCAGGGACAAUGGCAUGAUCCAUGGGCAAUGUGUUUGUAAACACAACACUGAGGGGUUGAACUGUGAGCACUGCAGAGACCGCCACAACGACCUGCCCUGGAGCCCAGCCGAGGCCGACAACCCUCACACAUGCAGAGAAUGCAACUGUAACGGUCACUCCAACCAGUGUCACUUUGACAUGGCGGUGUACCUGGCCACAGGCAAUGCCAGCGGUGGCGUCUGUGACGACUGUCUCCACAACACCAUGGGACGCACCUGUGAGAUGUGUAAACCCUUCUAUUACCUGAACCCCAGCAGGGACAUCAGAGAUCCAGGAGUCUGUAGUGCGUGCGACUGUGAUCCUGUGGGUUCCAUGGCGGGAGGUGUGUGUGACAGCCACACAGACCAGGACAUGAGUAUGAUCGCGGGGCAGUGCCGCUGUAAGCUGAACGUGAAGGGCACCCGCUGUGACUAUUGCAAGGAGGGAUACUAUGGUCUGAGCCAGAACGACCCACAGGGAUGCCAACCGUGUAACUGUGACCCUCGUGGGAUUAUAAUGCUGGCAGCACCAUGUGAUCAGAUAAGUGGGAACUGCUCCUGUAAGAGAUAUAUCACAGGCCGCUACUGCAACCAGUGUCUGCCAGAGUACUGGGGCCUCAGUAAUGACCUAGCAGGCUGCAGAGCAUGUGACUGUGACUUUGGUGGAGCCUACAGCAACAGGUGUAUGGUUGAAAAUGGCCAGUGUGACUGUCGGAGGAACCUGACUGGUCGACAGUGUUCUGACGUGGAGCCUGGAUACUUCUGUGCCCCGCUGGACUACUACAAAUACGAGGCAGAGGACGCCGUUGGCCACUCACCUAGUGACCAAAACCUACCGGGCAAGGCCAGGCCCCAGGCUGAGGUCGACUGUGUGGAGCACCUCAACAACCAGCUGAGGAGACACAGGCGACAUCAACGUAUCGCCAACGCCCAGCAGCAGAGGGCAGCACUGAGACGCAUCCGCCAGCUGCAGCAAACACCUGAUGUGAGGAGUGUCCACAGGGAGCGAUCCCAGGGUCACAUGAUCACUUGGACUGGACCUGGUUUUGCCCAGGUCAAAGACGGAGCUGGACUGGUCUUCACCAUAGACAACAUCCCCCAUGCCAUGGACUAUGACAUCAUGAUCCGCUAUGAGCCAGAGUCGACAGAGGACUGGGAGGCCAUAGUGACUGUCACCUCCCUGCUGCUAUCCUCUAGCUCCCGCUGUGGCAACCUGCUGCCUACUGAACAGCUGUAUACAGUCACCCUGCCACACCACAGGAGGUUCGUUCAGAUGCCCAGUCCUUUCUGCUUUGAGCCCAGUAACCGUUAUGUCGUGGCCAUCAGACUCCAGCGUCACGGAGUGUCCCAGAGACACCUGACUGCUUUCAUCCUUGUAGACUCGCUGGUGCUGACCCCAAAGUACAUGGAGCUGCCUGGUUUCCAGGGUCACGACCCGGCAGCAGAGGAGCGUCGUGAUGAGAUGGUACGUUACAUGUGCCUGGAGUCCUUCUUGGCCACGCCAACGCCCCUGCUGGCAGAGAUGUGCACUAAGCUCAUCUGCAGCAUCUCUGCCAUCCUGCACGACGGAGCACUGCAAUGUCAGUGUGACCCCCAGGGGUCUCUCAGUGCUGACUGUGACAGGGUCGGAGGUCAGUGCCGCUGUAAACCUAGCGUGAUUGGAAGACGGUGUGACCAGUGUGCACCUGACACUUACGGCUUCGGACCAUAUGGAUGUACUGUCUGUGACUGCCACUCCCAGGGCUCUCUUGGAGACCAGUGUGACCCGGUGACGGGGCAGUGCCCGUGCAGACAGGGGGCCAGCGGGCGCCAGUGCUCAGACUGCCAGCCUGGCCAGUGGGGCUUCCCCAGCUGCAGGCCAUGCCAGUGUAACGGGCACGCUGAUGGCUGCAACCCACAGACAGGGGAGUGCCAGGCCUGCAGGGACUACACUGAUGGACAGUUCUGUGAAAGGUGUGUAAAUGGGUUCUUUGGAAACCCAGUGCUGGGGUCUGGGGAUCACUGUCGACAUUGUCCCUGUCCUGGUAACGCAGAAAGUGGACACUCCAACGGACACUCCUGUCAUGCUGACAGCUCAUCCAAUCAAAUCCUAUGCAACUGUAAACAGGGCUACAUAGGGCCUCGCUGUGAUCGGUGUGCCCCUGGUUACUACGGCAACCCCAAGCAUCCAGGUGGGCAGUGCCGCCCGUGCCAGUGCAGUGGCAACAUCGACACCCAGGACCCCGAGUCAUGUGACCCCACGACCGGCCGAUGCCUGAGCUGCCUAUACAACACGGAUGGGCCCUCCUGCUCUGACUGUAAACGUGGUUACUACGGCAACGCCCUGGCCCAGGACUGCAGGCGUUGCACAUGUGUAACAGCAGGAACACAACAGUCCUCAUGCAGCGAUGGCCAUUGUCACUGUGACAGACAGACAGGAGCAUGCCCGUGUCGGGACAACGUGGUCGGGUACAGCUGUGACCAGUGUGCCCCCGACCACUGGAACUAUGGCACGGACAGAGGCUGUGAGCAGUGUGGCUGCCACCCUCAGCACGCCAGGGGAUCCCACUGCAACAUGUUCAGUGGACAGUGUCACUGUCGGCAAGGCUUUGGGGGAAGGCAGUGCACUGAGUGUGAGCAGUUCCAUUGGGGAGAUCCACGAGUGCAGUGUGAAGAGUGUAAGUGUGAGCUGCUGGGCUCGGAGAUGGCUCAGUGUGACCGUGUGACGGGGGCGUGUGAGUGCAGGGAGGGGACGGCGGGACGGCGGUGUGACGAGUGUGCCCACGGCUUCACCGGGGCCUUCCCUAAGUGUGUCCGGUGCCACCCCUGCUUCGAGCUGUGGGACGACGCGGUGUGUAUGAUCCGCCGGGACCUGGACCACAUCCGUUACGACCUCCAGAGGAUCCUGGAGAGCGGAGAGACGCCCGGCGUGGGAGACAAACACACCCAUGAGCUGGAGAAUAAACUGGCCCAGGUACAGGACCUGAUCCUAGACGGAGACCGGGACAGACUACACCAGCUGAUUGGCCAGUCCAUCGAUGACCUGAGGGUGGAGAUAGCUCUGACUGACGGCCGUCUGAUGGGUGUGACCCACGAGCUGAAUUGGACAGCAGUGCAAGACGAGGUACUGAGGAGGAACCUGACCCAGAUGGACCGAGAACUCAGGGACCUUAACACCACCCUGGUGCACCGACACCAAGAACGGAUGAACAACCUCAGCUUCAGAUUCCAAGAUCAGUUUGACAAUGUGAAUAAGUUCUACCGUGGGUCCCAGGAGGCUCACCAGAAGUGCAGCGCCUCAGUGUCAGGUCCCUUCAGCCCCGUCGAUGAGUCUAAAGCCACACGCUCACACACUGAGGACCUUCUGAACAAGAGGAGGGAUGAGUUCCUGCGCACGGCGGCAGCCCAGAAGAAAUCACUGUCAGAGCUACAGGACAAAGCCCAGGAUGUAGACGAGAAAGUCCACCACCUGAGCCACCAGGUAUGUGGUGGCCAUUCCAACACCAGCUCCAAUGGCACAUGUCAUGACAGCCCGUGUGGGGGUGCUGGUUGUCGUGACGAUAGCGGUCAGCAGGUGUGUGGAGGGGACGGGUGUAAGGGGACUGUGAGCGUCUCCCUAAAGGGACUGAAACACGCCAGUGAUGUCACUGACAACCUGACGGCUGUCAGUGAAGACCUCCGGGGCCUGGUGAAGAAGCUCCAUGACAUAGCUAUGCUGACCCAGGACGUUGAAAGUCAAGCCAUGGACAACUUGGAAAAAGCCAAGAAGAAUAAGGACUUCUUUGAAAACUCUAAUAAGAAACUCAAGGAAUUCAUUCAGAAGAUCAAAGAUUUCCUGACUGAGGAGGGUGCGGACCCAGAGAGUAUAGAGAAGGUGGCUCAGCAGGUGCUGGCUAUAUCUAUGCCUCUGAACAGAACCACUCUGGACACUGUUGUCCAGCAGAUCAAAGACAACAUCAGCAACCUGACAGAUGUACAGGGGAUCUUCAACCACACCUCCCAGCAAAUCCACCGGGCCAAGGAGCUGCUCAACAGAGCUAAGGAUGCCAAGACACGAGCAGAAGGAGUGAAGGACACAGCCAACAGGACUAAGCAGGCAUUGGAUGCGUCUGAGAAAGCCAUUCAGAAAGCAACCAAAGCCCUGGACCAUGCCCUAAACAACCUCAACAGCACCAGGAAUGCCACCGCAACGGUGGAAGAGAACCUUAAGGAUCUGGAGACCAAUCAAAAUGGUGCUAUGAUGCGACUGGUCAACCUGUCCAUGAGGGUGGAGGCACUACAGGACAAGUUAGAUCAAAACAGGGAGAUGGCCCAACAUGUCAAGAACCAGGCCACAAAUGCCACCCAUGCAGCAUUGGGACUGGAGCAGAGGCUGAAUGAGACGGAGGAUCUGUACAAAGACCUGCAGAUGAAGGUGGACUCUCUGGGUGGGGCCUCUGGGGACCUGGGGAACGUCAACCAGAGGGCCAAGGAGAUCAAGAAGGAGGCUGAAGACCUGCUCACUAAGGCCGACAAGGGCAUAGAAAACCUACGGAAGCUUGAGAGGAAGUUCCGUAAUAAUGAGCAGAGAAUGCUGGACCAGCACACCGAGCUAGGAGAGCUGGAGAAGAACGCCACAGACGCACGGGAGGCCAUACGAAAGCAGGUGCAGACAUACAACAACUGCAACUGAUAUUGUGUUAUUAAACGAUGUAGGGUAGAAAAAACUAUAUUCCACUGGUGCUUUAUUCCCGUUCUCCCUCUGUAAAAUGUGAAAUGAUUGAAUAAAAAAAAAAAAUGUUUGACAAAAUAAAAUAAGUACAGCAAAUGUUAGUGAGGGAAAGACGGUAAUGUGUACUAUACUCCUAUAGUCCAUUAGAACUCAGCAGCUCCUUCUGAUCGAAGAGCCAGGGUUCCGGUCUCAAAGCACAAUUUCGACGGCUCCGACAGUCUUGCUUCGGUACUGCCGUUAAACCAACGUCUGGCCCAGAAAGACAAUUUCCAUAGAUUUCAAGCAUUUGAAAUCAGUCAAAAGUUUGGACACACCUUCUCAUUCAAGGUUUUUUCUUAAUUUUUUAUUAUUUUCUACAUUGUAGAAUAAGAGUGAAGAUGUCAAAACUAUGACAUAACACAUAUGGAAUCAUGUAAUAGCCAAAAAAAGUGUAUAUUUUAUAUUUGAGAUUCUUCAAAGUAGCCACCCUUUGCCUUGAUGAAGCUGGCUGAGAGAAUGCCAUGCCAAGAGUGUACAAAGCUAUCAUCAAGGCAAAAUGCUAAAUUCUCCACCCCAGACAUCCUCACGUACUUUGUGCCCUCUCGGAUUUUUGGGCUGCAUGACGCCCCUGCUCAAAGCUGUGUGAAAACCCCCCUUAGUCAUUUUGAAGCUGCAAAAGUGAUCUACUCUAAUGUUGAGGUGAUUCCAUGUUCCUCAUGUAGUUAAUUAUAGGCUACAGGCUAUGUUAAGAUUCAUAUCUAAGAGCUCUCCAAACCAUGUGCUUAUGAUCAUAUAUUUAGACUCAUUCAACUAACUGUUUUGUUUCUUCAUUAAAAAAUUACUGAGUUACA
Messenger RNA from Salmo salar (Atlantic salmon), 6545 nucleotides. Its product is annotated as laminin subunit beta-1. Gene Ontology annotation, biological process: substrate adhesion-dependent cell spreading; cell migration; tissue development. Gene Ontology annotation, cellular component: laminin trimer. NCBI's taxonomy places the organism in Eukaryota, Metazoa, Chordata, Actinopteri, Salmoniformes, Salmonidae. The record is from RefSeq and is a predicted model, not a curated record.